Messenger RNA from Epithele typhae, 2322 nucleotides. Its product is annotated as autophagy-related protein 13-domain-containing protein. Gene Ontology annotation, cellular component: cytosol; extrinsic component of membrane; Atg1/ULK1 kinase complex. Lineage: Eukaryota; Fungi; Basidiomycota; Agaricomycetes; Polyporales; Epitheliaceae. The transcript is spliced from 7 exons. The coding region runs from base 1 to 2322 and encodes 773 amino acids. The record is from RefSeq and is a predicted model, not a curated record. Gene Ontology annotation, biological process: mitophagy; protein localization to phagophore assembly site; autophagosome assembly.
AUGUCCAAUGACACACAGAAGGCCGACCAGAUUGCACACCACUUGUACUCUAAGCUCGCCCUAGUCGUCAACCAUGCACGAGCCACCGCAGACCCUCCUCCCACCGCCAAGUUCGACAAAUGGUUCAACCUCGAGAUCCCGGACCCUGAACUCUUCAAGGAGCACACUCGUAUCUACCGCGCUAUCUCCUCAGCCCCCACCAUCCCUGUCUUCAGGCUCCAAGUCUUGCUAUCUAUCCCCGAGUUAGUCUCCAACCAGGUUCUCGUCCACCAUGCCCCGGACUCUUCUCGUGUCCGCAUCGAACCCGCUCCACGUUACAUCGUCCUCGAGACUUGGUCGCUCGACUUCACCCCUCACGGCCCCCAUUACGACCAUACCUCCGACGUCCAGCCCUCGACGAUGUACAAGUACAGCAUCACUCUCUUCCGCAGCAUAUACACGCUCCUCCACGUCCUUCCAGCUUGGAAGCUCUCCCGCCGUCUUCGAAGGCGAGUCGGUGGUAAUCGCAAUGGCAAUUUCAGCAUCCGCCUUCGGGUAGACGAUGUGGAUGCGAGCAUACACCGUGACCACAUCUUGGAUCUAGAUACACCCCUCUCAUUCUCGCCUUCUGCUCCGCCACUCGACUAUGAGCAGCAGACGCUGCCCCCCAUCACCCAUCCUGCGGGCGAAUUCUCCGUCACAGCCAGGUAUCUCACCGCGCCAGACUUCCAACUCGACACCGCGGAGUCAUUGCUUUCCGCCGACUUCCUUUCUCUCGAAGAGGGUCCGGAGUUCACGCCGACACUCGUCAGGAACCAGCAACGGGAGAGCCUAUCUGGCUCCCCGGGCAGCUUACCACUACGGACUUCCCUCCCUCGCUCUCCUCCCCGCUCUGUAGCAGAGCGCUUUGUUAUCCCUCCCCCAACCACCACGCACCAUGCACGGACGUCGUCAUUCUCCUCGUCACAAGCGCCGAGAGUCAGCCCGAACGGAAGCCCGAGAUUAGGCAACAUCCCUCUCCCCAUCUCGCGUAAUCUCUCCGGCGCCGGGAUGGGUACAUCUGGAGUGUCGGAUUCAUCGUCGUCGAGACAAGGCGCUUCUAUGGGCUCUCGGGAUGAAGUGUCGUCCCUUGCUGCUCGUAUGCGUCGCGAGAGUCUGCAGGGCCGUGGUGCGGACUCUCCAUUGGGCGUGCCGAUCCGUCGACAACCCUUGCCAACCGUGAACCCGUUCAAGUCGUCGACGAUCUCCUCUGGUUCGCCUUCACUCCAUUCUCCUUCGCCGUCGCUCCGCCAGUCAUCACCGCUCGCGGUUGGCACCGGCCCGUCCCUCCCAUCCCGCCCUGCCCAGUCGCCCACCUCGUCGCGCCUUCCGUCUUCUCCGACAACGGGAGGAGGUAACUUCGCGUCGUCGCCGGUCACACCAUUCCGGCCUUCGCCUCCCUUUGUCCCGUCCAAUCUUGGUUCGGGACGCCCGACAUCUGCGGAGUUCCCUUCUAUAAGUCCGACGGGACUGUCGAAUCCCUCACCAAGGAUGCAGGGGAAGCGUUAUUCGAGUAGCUUCGGGACGAAGUACACACCUGCCGGGGCACCAGGCGAAGCGAGCCCCAAGGGUAGUCCAAGGAAUACGCCAAAGGAUUUGGACAAGCCUCAAAGCACAUCCUUCAUGAGCAACCACACCGACGACGACGACAUCUCGGCCUUCGUCCAAGAUAUCGACGCUCGCAAGCCCCUCCCUUCUCGCCGAGACGAUUCACCCGGUGGAUCGGGCUCCUCCGCUUCACCAUCGCCUUCUGCGGCCGCAUUCCCUAGCAUGGGUUCCAGUCCGAGCUCCCUCCCGCGCCGCACGCCUCUUGGACCGGCGCUCCGCGAUCGCACGGUGUCGGCCUCAGGCAUGGAACCCGUGCUCACCACGGAAGACGCAGUCGACGAACGCCUUCGCGAGAUGAACGAGAACUUCUUCGCAAGCUUACAAGGACUUGGGUCGGGCUCCCGCAGACGGCCCGGGAUGCUAGCGAAGCAUCGAGCGGGACGACAGAGCGCGCAGACCAUCCGACGCCCGCCGCUGGGCAGCUUCGGCCCCGGACGCAGGGAGAGUCCGCUCGGCAGUGGGGGAAGCGGCGUGGCGGAACCAGACUCGGCGUCGGGCUCAGAGAUGGGCUCGGGGGUGGCCGGGCUAGGCAUUGGAGGCGUGCCGCUGCCUCUGCCGCGACAGUACGUGCGUGCGAGGGUACCGUCGACGGGCAGCGUUCGGAGCGGGUUUAGCGUCGCAUCGGAGGAGGUCAUUGGACGCAUGGAUCCUGAGGUGAGCGGGUCGGGCGAGCGAAGGGUGCCGAGGGGCCCGUGA